This is a messenger RNA of Haplochromis burtoni (Burton's mouthbrooder), 1887 nucleotides long. It is a transcript of the gene uxs1, whose product is annotated as UDP-glucuronate decarboxylase 1. Gene Ontology annotation, molecular function: UDP-glucuronate decarboxylase activity; NAD+ binding. Lineage: Eukaryota; Metazoa; Chordata; Actinopteri; Cichliformes; Cichlidae. Gene Ontology annotation, cellular component: cytoplasm. Gene Ontology annotation, biological process: D-xylose metabolic process. The record is from RefSeq and is a predicted model, not a curated record.
GCUGCUUAAUCGAGCACCGAGCAGUCGCUCAUCUGUUAUUCCUUGGCCCAGGCGAGAGGAGCAAACUUCGACAUUUCAGUGGUGUUAAAAUUAGCGACUUAUUUAUUCUCGCGGUGCUUAUUCGAAUAUGAACGUUAGCCACGGCUUAUUUCUGCUAUUGUUUCAAUGACAGUUAUAUUUAGUUUAGAAUCUUGUUAUACAGGCGUAGCUUAAUGUGAAGCUAACGGCUAACUGUCCGUAGUGUUAUCAAUGCGUUACAGUAGUUUGAAGCUGUGUGAUAGUCACAUCCGCGUGCGAAAGAAGUAGCCAUGUACUGCAGCUAAUAUGACCGCCUUCUCCGUGUGGGUAUAAAUGGGGUCAGCGAGUAAGUUUAGGCGUAGUUGUGAACGUUGACACUCCACGGUUUAGAUUGCCACCUUUUUGUGUGCUACCUGUGCGUGCGCUGCUAGCCACGUAAACUGCUCCCGCUCGGUGUUGACGUAGCAGGACGUAGCAUCUGUCCCUUGCCUGCCCCGCCAGGCUACACUUUCUGUGAAUUUGUGGUGCCAUCGCCAGCCUGUCCGCCCAGUAAAACCGAGACACACCGAGGACAUGAACCGCUGUAAAACAAAAUGCUAUAGCUGGACCUGAACGUGCGGUUCGCUUGUUUCCUGGUCCUGCUGCAUUGAGCGGAUGAUGAAGCGGAUCAUCUGGAUGAUAUCAAGCUUAAACAGAAGAAUCAUGAAGCUGCUUUUUGCCCUCGCUUUGAUCGCCUAUAUUGCCUCUGUUUGGGGAACAUAUACCAACAUGAGAUAACUGGAGGAGCUGGUUUUGUGGGUUCCCAUCUGACUGACAAAUUGAUGAUGGAUGGCCAUGAGGUGACUGUGGUGGACAACUUUUUCACAGGAAGAAAGAGGAACGUGGAGCACUGGAUUGGUCAUGAAAACUUUGAACUCAUCAAUCACGAUGUGGUAGAGCCUCUCUACAUUGAAGUGGACCAGAUCUAUCACCUGGCAUCUCCAGCCUCUCCUCCUAACUACAUGUACAAUCCCAUCAAAACACUGAAGACCAACACCAUUGGCACACUUAACAUGCUUGGCCUGGCCAAGCGUGUGGGCGCAAGACUCCUGCUGGCUUCUACCUCUGAGGUUUAUGGAGAUCCAGAGGUACACCCCCAAAAUGAGGAUUACUGGGGUCACGUGAACCCGAUCGGUCCUCGAGCGUGCUACGAUGAAGGGAAGCGUGUAGCGGAAACUAUGUGUUAUGCCUACAUGAAGCAGGAGGGUGUAGAGGUGAGAGUGGCACGAAUCUUCAACACGUUCGGCUCCCGUAUGCACAUGAACGACGGACGGGUUGUCAGUAAUUUCAUCCUUCAGGCUCUUCAAGGAGAACCUCUCACUGUUUACGGUACCGGCUCCCAGACAAGAGCCUUUCAGUAUGUAAGUGAUCUGGUGAAUGGCCUUGUCUUGCUGAUGAACAGCAACAUCAGCAGUCCAGUCAAUCUGGGAAACCCAGAAGAGCACACUAUAUUGGAGUUUGCUCGCCUCAUUAAAAGUCUUGUUGUGAGCCGAAGCCAGAUCCAGUUUCUUCCUGAGGCCCAGGACGACCCACAGAGGAGAAGACCCGACAUCCGCAAAGCCAAGAUGAUGCUUGGCUGGGAACCGGUGGUGCCCCUGGAGGAAGGCUUAAACAAAACAAUUCAGUACUUCAGCAGAGAGCUGGAGCACCAGGCUAACAACCAGUACAUCCCCAAACCUAAAGCUGCCCGCAUGAAGAAAGGAAGACCCAGACACAACUGAGCCUUACUGUUCCACCUCAACACAAAGAUGUUAAGACUCCUUAAAGUGCAGCUCUGUGAAAUACACUGCUGAUUGCUGCACUCUGGGAAAUGGAGUCUUUUUUUUUUUU